GCGAGGCUUGGAUUUUAGUCCGUGACACGGUAUUACCGCGACUCGAGCCACUCGCGGAACAGUUUGCCGACUGGCAGGACCGUGAGACGGCAACAUCCCGCGGUUAUUCUUCGCGUUCUCGCAAGGAAAAGCGGAACGCGCGUGCCUCUUCCGUCCAUCGCGUUCGUCUGGACCCAUGAAACGAUUUCGUUCGCGCGAAAUGAUUACGUUCGACGUGUAUCGAUAUGCGUAGUCGGUAGUUGAUCCCGCUCGUGCUCCGACUUAGAUUGGAGGCGAGAGUGAGCGAGAAGGAAAUAGUGAAUCGCAAGGAGCGAGAGCCCCCUCUCUCUUCUCCCCUUCCUGCAAAAGGGUUACACGUGUAACGAGAUUUUGUCUGAAGGAGGAAAGGAGCGAGACCUCGUGCAGAAUUUGACUUUUGAGUUCACGCUCUGGAACUAUGUGGGACAUCGCGACGAAGCGAGUCUUCAUCGCGGCCGGAACGUCGCGGAAUGGGGCCCGUUGAUCGGAUCCGCAGCAACGGGCUUCGACGACCAUCCACGGCGGAGGUAUGGACGUCAUCGGAGACGGGGACGAGCAGACCCUCCAGGCGAUUCUCGGUCGUGGUGAUUUCGUCGGGGGUAUAGACAACGAAGCUUUGGAUUUUUCGCAGUUGGAGGACUUUAUCAACAGUGACAGUGAACAACCUGCAACAUACUUUGCGGACACCCUCGCGCAUAACGAAAAUGGGGGUGGAACUGCGCCUCACAAUGGCCGGAUCGAAGCACCUACGUCGCAACCGGUCGUCGCCCAGCAGCAGCAGUCAUCACCGCGGUUACCUUCGCCUCAGAUGACACAUCCAGUCUCAAUAGCAUGCAUUUCUGGUACUACGACAGUACCUAACAAUAAUGGCGGCUACAAAGAUCCGCAGUCGUAUGUUCACCCAGAGAACAUUGCGUUUUCCAGACAUGCAUUACCAGAAAGUCCUCCGGACAGCGGAAGCGAGCCACCAUACUCACCGCAGGGACAUAAUGACACUCAACACGUGCAUUCGCCACACCAAAAAGCGGCUUUACAAGAAAUCCUCAUACAUCAUCAAAACAAUCCAUAUCCGCCUAAUUUGUUACCAUCUUCUCCGAGAGCGUUGCCUUCAACGACAACAGAUCCUCUACUUUUAACGCCGGCUUUGACAUCUCAUCUCACAUCAGGAACAUCGAGUCUUCCGACGCAGCCUCAGAUAGGAUCAUCUUUAAUACCAUUGUCGCACGAACACAGCCCGACUGGUAUUAAUACGUUGUAUCCAUCUCUGCAAUCGGCUCCGAAAAAGAGAAAGCUUAGCCAAGAUGGCCUUAUCCAUGUCAAACAGGAACCUGAACUGGGUACUGUGGAACACAGUUGCAGCAGCAGUAGCGCAGUACUGGAUAGUGAUGAGGUCACUGACAACAAUUAUAUCGACGCUAGUUACCAAUGCAUUCGAUUUCAUCCUUUUCAACAGACAUCUUGGCAUGUACUCUGCGAUCACAAUCUCAAAGAGUUACCGAUACCACAUUACAGAGUGGACGCGGAUAAGGGAUUCAAUUUUAGCAAUUCGGAUGAUGCAUUUGUUUGUCAGAAAAAGAAUCAUUUUCAGAUAACAUGUCACUCGCAACUUCAAGGAGAGGCCAUAUUCGUUAGAACUGGUGAAGGUCUAAAAAAAAUAAGUGGUUUCCAAUUACAUUUCUACGGAGUCAAAGUAGAAUCUCCGUCGCAAACGAUCAGAGUCGAACAAAGUCAGAGCGAUAGAAGCAAAAAACCUUUUCAUCCUGUAACAUAUUGGUGUUACAGAGUCGAAUUAAGCAGUGAACGUGUCACAAAAGUGACGGUUGGUCGCUUACACUUUAGCGAAACUACGAGUAACAAUAUGCGCAAGAAGGGAAAACCAAAUCCAGAUCAGAGGUAUUUUCAUUUGGUCGUCGGAUUGCACGCUCAUACCGCGGAUCAAGCCAGUUAUCAAGUAGUGGCUCAUGCAUCAGAACGUAUAAUUGUCAGGGCAAGUAACCCAGGACAAUUUGAAUCAGAAGGCAGUGGUGUAGGUGCUGAAGGUGGAUGGCAGAGAGGAGCCGCCCCAGACAGUGUGUAUCAUGCAGGCAGAGUUGGAAUUAAUACGGACAGGCCGGACGAAGCUCUUGUUGUACAUGGCAAUAUGAAGGUAACAGGUCAUAUCGUUCAACCUAGCGAUGCAAGGGCCAAGCAAAGUGUUCAAGAAGUGGAUACGCGUGAACAACUACGAAAUGUACAACAGUUGCGCGUUGUUCGUUAUCGAUAUGCUCCGGAAUUCGCGCAACACUCGGGUCUGGAUGUAAAACAGGAAGACACUGGUGUCAUAGCGCAAGAAGUUCAACAAAUUCUACCGGAAGCUGUGCUGCCGGCAGGUGAUAUUGUUCUACCAAAUGGUCAGAGAAUAGAAAAUUUCUUGGUGGUAAAUAAAGAGAGGAUAUUUAUGGAAAAUGUUGGCGCCGUCAAGGAAUUAUGUAAGGUGACAGAUAGUCUAGAAACGAGAAUAGAUCAAUUAGAGAGAAUAAAUAAACGAUUAGCAAAAUUGAAACGGGGCGAUAGUCUAAAGAGCUCCAUCAGUACAGUAUCCAGUAUAUCGGGCAAUAAAUAUUCAUCUUCUAUCAAUAAUAAGUCGUCUUUACAUGGAAAGACGAAAAGACUCGAAAGAGAGGAAGAACUUCUCUGCAGUAAUAAAUUUAUUCAAAUUAUUAUUGUUAUACUUAUUCUCAUCAUGGCAUUUUGCCUAGUUGCAAUGGCAACCUUAUAUUUCUUGGAAUACCAGAAACGUAGUAGCAUUGAAUGGUCCACCAUGGCAAGCAAUGGAAUGUUGGCUAUUGAUCCAGCUCAUCCAUCGACGAUGUCCACGACUUCUAAUUAUGAGCACCGAUAUAAUUCAUUAUUGCAUAGUACAUUAUCUCCUUUAUAUACAAAGCAUGCAUCUUACACAAGAGGAUUAGAGGGAGGAUUAUCUGUCAAAAGUAAUUCCCUGACGACACCACCUCCUCACACAAAACAACAGUUGUAUUCUCAAGAAAUAACAUGGUAUCCGAUAAGCCAUCCGGGUUCUCAACCUAAGCUUGAAAAAAAUAACGAAUUUCCUGGAAACUGGCUCAGUAGAAAUGGCGCGGGCGCUGUUCCUAGUAACGUAGAUGAAAACGAUCAAAGCUCAGAUGUAGAUUCCUCACCCACUAAUAAAGGUCCAAUUCCUUUAGGAAGACCUGAAGAAUGUCCCGCACAUUUUACUGAGCUCGAAAGUUCAUGUCAGGUAUAUUGUUGCACAGCUGAAAUCCAUCAGUUAGAAGAUCCCCAGCCUGAUCAUCCGCCAGAGAAGAAAUCUAUUUCAGAUCAUUUAGAACAGCCAUUGAGCAUGCCACAUGAAGAGAAACGGAAAUUAGCUAAAGGUUUCCAAAAUGGUAUUAGUCCAUCCAAUCCUAGCACUCAAACACUUGUGAAAGAGAUUAAUUACAAAUAUUUACAUAAACGAGCAAGGCGAGAAACUGGUGGAGAUUGGGGAGAAGUUGCUAGUAACGCAGCGGGAUCAUUGCCACCAGAACCUAGACCACAAUUAUUCGUGGUGGCGAAAAAUUUCAACACUUCUCUGGAUCAAAGAUAUUGCUCGCCAUCAUCGCCGGAUACACCUAACAAUAUUAGUUGCAUUGUACCUUUGUCGAAACAUAUGCCGGAUACGCAUUUAACAUUACAUUUUGUCGGCAUGCCGUGGUAUUGGCAAAUCGUGCAACAGUGUCCCUUUUCAUCGAAUUCCAAUAUGGACGAAACAAUGGCAUGCUGGAGUUACACUGUGCCGCAACAAGUUCAGUAUAUUGAAAAUAAUAAUCAACCGGGCGAUCAAUCGUUUUCUCUCGACGUCGCUCAUUAUCUUAGAAAGACUUUGAAGUUUCGAAUACCUACAAUACAACCUCAAGAGAAUAUUUGCAGAAACAAACAUGGUGUCGAUUAUUUGGAAUUUAUAUUGCACUUUUAUCGAGAUUGCGAUGAACAAUAAAUUUUCUUUUCUUGUACAGUGCACAUGUGUUUAUUAUAGUAAGAAAUUUAAUGGUAAAUUUAAGAAUAAGAAUCUAACAGAAGUUAGACUUUUCACCUUAUAAGAAUAAAAUCUUUGUGCCUUUGUAUCUUUCCUCUGCUUUCAUAGUUUGCAGUAUAUACAAUAUGUAUUUUAUAUAUCAUUGUGUAUUGCAUUAUACACAUAUAGUAUAUUAUUUACUAAUAUAAAAGUAAAAUAUAUAUAAAAUAUAUAGAUUUAAAAUUCUAUAUAAUUAAUAUAACACAUACCAUAUUAUGCAGGAAAUUUUUUUAGGUAUAUUACAUGUGUGAAAGAAGGUAUAUAAUAAUUAUCUGAUUUAUCAGAUAACAAUAAUGAUAAACAAACAUCACGUAGAUGAUAGGUAUAUUAUUUCUUAUUGCUUGUUUUUCAUAUUAUAAAUCGCAACAUUUUACCAUAUUUUGUUGAGUUUGAUGCAUCGCCAAUAUAUUGAUAAUUUUAUACGGGUGUAAAUAUAUGAAAUUAUUCAUAAAACUUUGAUAUAUGAGGUAAAAAGAUAUCGAAAAAUUAUUGAUGCCUUGACAUUUUUGUUAAAAAAAAAUCGGGCAACUAUUCACUCAUUCGUUUUAAUAUGAAUAUUUAGCAAAAAUUUUCAAAUUGAUAGUAAUAUAGUAGCAAUAGAUUUACUAUUUCUACUAUAUUACUGCUAUAAGGACAUUUGGUGGGUUUAAGACACCAUAUUAUUUUCGUGUGCAUUACAAAAUGUAUACAUUAAUGAGUGAAUCAGAGUUUUCUAUUCAUUAUGUCUUAUUUUAUCUAUCAACGUACUACAUCUUUUUAAUUUAUUAAUAGUUUUCUUUAAAACUUCCCAUACAGUACAGAAAGAUUGCAGAAUAUAAUUUAAUUAAAAAAUUAUAAUAUUGCACAAUAUUAUAUUGCAACUACCAAGAUUGUAACAUUGCAACAAUACAUAAAUUCAAUACAAUAAUUGAAAUAUUCUGUGCUGUAUGAAUUCUCUCUCUCUCUCUCUCUCUCUCUCUCUCUCUCUCUCUCUCUAAGUUUAAUCAUUUUGUAAACCUGUAUAUUUUGCAUAUAUAUUUAAGGCAUUACAAUAACUACGGCCCUCCAUUUGGAGAGUCGUUUUUGGAGGCAUUUUUAACGAGGAACAUGGGAAAAAUAAUUAAAAAAAAUUUUGACCAAUAGUUUCCAAAAUAUGUGAUUUUAAUGUUUCACAGUUUUAAUACUUUUUCUGUUAUAAAAUAAGAAAAAAUAAACUUUGUUUACAUUGCAUUUGUGUAAAACAGAUGUGAAAAAAGUGUCUGUUUACAUUUCCAAGGACGAAACUCCUUGAGCUUUUUCGCUUUCCAUACAACUCGAGGUUCAACUCAAAUUUUUGUAUUGAUAAGUGUUAUUUAUAUAAUUUUUUGGUAAAUACAAAGUGGAAAAUUGUGCCCAUGUGGAAUCUCAUUUCGCAUUAAAAAGUAUAUGCGUGGAGGCAGUAUGUACUGUCCCCUACGGGGGGCUUCUCUAUCAAAAAAUUAGACAUAUAGGUUUGCGUUGAACUUUGCUUUGCGUAGAAAGUGGAAAAACUCAAGGAGUUUUGUCUCUGGAAAUGUGAACAAACACUUUUUUCAAGUCUGCUUUACACAAAUACAACGUAAAUAAACUUUAUUUUUCCUUAUUUUAUAAUAGAAAAUGCAUUAAAACUGUGAAACUUUAAAAUUGCAUAUCUCGGAAGCUAUUGGUCAAAAAUUUUUUUUACUAUUUUUCCUGUGUUUCUCAUCAAAAAUGCCUUUAGGAACAACUUCAAAUAGAAGGCCGUACUUAUCGUAAUCAUAUUUAACGUAAAUGAUAUUUUAAUUGGAUAAUAUGAUACUAAUCAAUAACGGCAUAUUUUAAACAUUUUUAACAAAACUGAAUAAACUUAUCAUAAAAAGAUAUGUGUACGAAAAAAAUAUCAUAUGUUUAAAUUGUAAAAAGUCGCGUCUGCUGUAUAAUUAAUUUUAUUUUAUAAUUAUGUACAAACAAUACUGAAUAUUUAUUGUUAUGAUAUGUUAUAUGAUGUUGUUAUUCAAACAAGAAAAUACACAAUUUAUCGUUGAUUUUGAAUAAGUUAUAUUUAUAAUUAUAGUUUAAAUAUUUCUUAUUUAAAGUACAGAGUAGAUAUCAUUAAGGCAAUUAUAAUCAUUUUAAUAUUUUGAUUUUCAGUAUAUACUAUUCGUAUUUACAUUAAAUGAUAUUAUAGAAUUGCGAGUUCCUAAAAAUAUUGUACAGUAAAUGUUUAAUGCGUAAUAGAGAGUCUAUAUGCACAUACUUUCUCACACUUGUAUUAAAAAUUAUAGAAAUGAAGAAUAGACAUAAAUAUCUUAGAGUAAAAGACAUUUAUAUUACAA
Molecule: messenger RNA, 6402 nt
Organism: Cataglyphis hispanica
Lineage: Eukaryota; Metazoa; Arthropoda; Insecta; Hymenoptera; Formicidae
Product: myelin regulatory factor-like protein
Exons: 18
Coding region: 548-4012 (1154 amino acids)
Biological process (GO): positive regulation of DNA-templated transcription; protein autoprocessing
Cellular component (GO): nucleus; endoplasmic reticulum membrane
Molecular function (GO): DNA-binding transcription factor activity; sequence-specific DNA binding
Source: RefSeq, a predicted model, not a curated record